Molecule: messenger RNA, 1605 nt
Organism: Brassica napus (rape)
Lineage: Eukaryota; Viridiplantae; Streptophyta; Magnoliopsida; Brassicales; Brassicaceae
Product: delta-1-pyrroline-5-carboxylate dehydrogenase 12A1, mitochondrial-like
Exons: 6
Coding region: 1-483 (160 amino acids)
Cellular component (GO): mitochondrion
Molecular function (GO): aldehyde dehydrogenase (NAD+) activity; L-glutamate gamma-semialdehyde dehydrogenase (NAD+) activity
Source: RefSeq, a predicted model, not a curated record
AUGAGUCAUGAUGAAAAACGUCUCAUUUCAUCUCUUCUGGAUCUUAACAAUGUACAGAUCUUUGACGAGGUGAUAUCUGGUGCUCACCCUGCUGAAGUACAGAGCUUUGUGCAGGGAAAGUGGAUAGGAUCUUCUAACUACAACACUCUUCUUGAUCCUCUCAAUGGAGAACCUUUCAUUAAAGUCUCUGAAGUGGAUGAAUCAGGAGUUCAGCCAUUUGUUGAGAGCUUGUCACAGUGUCCCAAACAUGGUCUCCAUAACCCUUUCAAGUCUCCAGAGAGGUACCUUUUAUAUUGUGAUAUUUCGACCAAGGCAGCUCAUAUGCUCGCCUUACCAAAGGUAUCUGAUUUCUUCACGAGGUUGAUUCAAAGGGUAGCUCCAAAGAGUUACCAGCAAGCUGCUGGAGAAGUCUUUGUCACACGAAAGUUCUUAGAUAACUUUUGUGGCGAUCAGGUAAUGCAGUGUUCUAAAAAAUCGGUUUAGACUUCAAAUAGAAUCUAAUAAAACGAUUUUUCUUGAACGAUUAUUUAAAAAAAAAAUCGGUCCAAGCAUCCGCCUAAUUACUAUUCUCCUAUAAAACCCCUAAUUAUUGCUUAGUGAGACAUUUAACAUUUUUAAUAAUUUAUAAUCGUUUUAAAAAUUUAAAAUAUAACAUAUAAAUUUUUUUUAUUAUAUAGUUAAUGUAGUUGUUUAAUAUCUUUUAAUAAUAUAAAAUAAAACAAAAAAUAGCUAAGAUACAAAAAUUAUUAACAAACAUUUAUUAUUCAUAAUUAUUAAUUAUCAUAUAUACGUUAAUCAUAUUAGGUAUUUCUGUAGCUUUUAUUUAAGGAAAGUGCGAGAAUAUUCUUGUGUACACUAUCUCUCAAUUUAAUAGUUAGUAUAAUAUAAGUUAAGAUGGACCAACCUAUAUCUUUAAGAAUUCUGAAUUUCAUUCCCAUAGUGACACGUGGUUACAAAAUAAUGUUGUAAUGUUUUUCAAUUAGUAUAUAAGAGAUUUUUUUCUAAAAUAUAAAAUAUUUAUUAUAGAAAUAGAUUUGUUUUAAUGUAUGUUUUUAUAAUUUUCUUUAUUUAUAGUGAAAUAUAUAGAGAUGCGUUAUUUUUACAUUUAAAUAUACAAGCAAAAAAUAUUAUUCUUUUAUAUUUUUCUCUAGAAUAAAAAAACUUUAUUAUAGAGACAUUGGAGCAAAUCCACUUCUGUAAUAUUGAUUUCUAUUUUAGAAAAAAGUAUAAAGACGUACAUUGAAAAUGCUCUAAGUGCAUAAUUGUAUAUUUUUAUAGAAUAGUAAUAAAUAUUCCUCUUGACAAAAAUAUUUUUUAAUUGGAUAUUUUGUAAAUUAGGACUAUAGUUCUCUUCUGUACUUUUGGUAUUAGUGUUCUAAAAAGUGGCUCAUAAUACAUAUGAACGGGCCUCAUAAACAAUUUAGUGUAAACGAUGCUAUAUAAAAAGAACUAAAUCGUUACAGAAAUCGAAAUAUCUAUUAGAUCGCUCCAACGAAAUUGUCCCGGGGUACUCGAAACAUUUUUGAGCUGCCACUAGAUUCUAUCUUAUUAUUUUUCAAUAAAUCGUAAUCUAUUAUAAGAAAAAUUCGUCACUAUCUUGAAAGA